Nothobranchius furzeri (turquoise killifish) is the source of this 2782-nucleotide messenger RNA. RefSeq names its product syntrophin, alpha 1 (gene snta1). Gene Ontology annotation, molecular function: structural molecule activity; protein binding. The record is from RefSeq and is a predicted model, not a curated record. Gene Ontology annotation, cellular component: sarcolemma; dystrophin-associated glycoprotein complex; intracellular anatomical structure. Lineage: Eukaryota; Metazoa; Chordata; Actinopteri; Cyprinodontiformes; Nothobranchiidae.
CUACCCCAGCCCCCCUCUACAGGACAGCCAGCCCGUCUAGAGUUAUUCCAGGAAUGUGUUGAACACUGAACAUGGCCGCCGCGAUGAAGGCGCAGAAAACGGGACUCCUGGAACUUCGGUUGAGCGUGGACCGCUGGGUCCGGGUGUUGGCGACACUUACCGAGGACACACUCACCGUCAACCCCGGAGAAGGCGUCGAGGAGCCCGCGAAGCCGGCUCCGAGUCCCGCAGGUGCUGUCAACGGAGACCCCCCGAACCUCAGCUCGUCCUCGGUCCCGGAAACCAUCACCAACGUGAAGCGCACCGUUCGCAUUACCAAGCAAGAUGUGGGAGGACUGGGAAUUAGUAUCAAAGGAGGAAAGGAAAACAAGAUGCCCAUCCUCAUCUCCAAAAUUUUUAAAGGCCUGGCUGCUGACCAGACUGAGGCGCUUUAUGUUGGCGAUGCCAUAUUGUCUGUCAACAGUAAUGAUUUACGGGAGGCCACACACGAUGAGGCUGUGCAAGCGCUUAAAAAAACUGGCAAAGAAGUCAUUCUUGAAGUGAAGUACAUCAAGGAGAUGUCAUCCUAUUUUAAAAGCCCUGGUUCCCCUGGAGCAUCCCUCCCCUGGGAUUCUCCCCCUUCAACACCUCAGAGGGGAGCUGAACUCUCCCCUGCUGAGGUGAAAGAUCCUCGCAGCAUCCCGCUGAAAAUGUGCCAGGUGUCACGGAAACAGUGCCCCCCAGACACAGAGAACAGGUAUUUUGAGGUUGUCUCAUCCAGCAGAAAGAACUCCAUGUUCCUGCGGGCAAAAGACCCAGCCAUGGCCCAGUCCUGGUACAAUGCCAUUCAAGCUGCUGCCGCCAACCUUUUCCCGCAAGUGAAAGAGGAGCUGAAGAGCAUGCAGCCUGGCAUGGAGGUCAAACAUCUGGGCUGGCUUGCAGAGCAGGUGUCUCAUGGUCCAGAGAGACCUGUUCUGGCUGUGUUGACAGAGAAGGACCUGCUCCUGUAUCCAGCCUUUCCUGAAAGCAAAGAGAUUAUGAUCAAUCCCACCAAGAGACACCCACUCAUCACCACCAGGUUGGUCCACUCCGGCCCAGGAAAAAGUUCUCCUCUUUUGGACUCUGAGCUGUCGUUCGGUCUGCGUUCGGGCACCAAGCAGGGCGUGGAGACGCACGUGUUCAGAGUGGGUUCUGCUAAGGAGCUGUCCACCUGGACUCAUCUGCUGGUGGAGGGUUGCCACAACGCUGCUGAGCUCAUCAAGGAGGUCACUGCAGACUGCAGCUGGAACGGAAAGGACUGCACUCUGGGAGUCCACAUCAAUGACGGUUUCACGCUAUUCACAGAAGAAAUGGGUGUCAGGAAGAAUAUUCUCCUCCAGCAGCCCUUCGAGCGCCUCCGAAUGUCCUCGGAUGAUGGAGUUCGGAUGAUGUUCCUGGACUUUGGAGGCCCUGAGGCUGAGAUUCAACUUGACCUUAAAUGCUGCCCGAAGACUUUAGUGUUCAUCAUCCACUCCUUCCUGUCUGCUAAGGUCAAGCGGCUCGGCCUCCUGGCGUGAUGAAGGCCGGCCAUCCAGAACGCCAGAAUAGGAAUAUUCAGUGAGACAAACUCCAGCCUCAGAAAACUUACGACGACGGGGCCAUGGGACACAUGCUGACAAGACCAUUCUUCUCAGCCUCCCAAGGCCUCGAAGAGCUUACCGUAUUUGGUCCGACACCCUGUGGUGUUUCAUGUGAAGUGAAGAGAGAACCAGAACAUUGAUGGACAUUUACAAAAUUUGUUGUUGUAGAUGUAAUGUUUUCCUUUUUUUCACAGGUGGUGCAAGUCAGUAACCUUUUAAGGGGUCUGAUAUCUGUCAAAGCUGUCUAAGUAGGUCAUGACUCUCUCAGAUUUUAGUUUUGUUUAAUGUCAUUGGAGGCUUUUGUGAUCAGCGUCUUUUCAUCCUACAAUCUCUGCUUUCUGUGCUGUGAAAAGACCAAACCCAAGUUAUUUCACCAUUGUCCUGAUUGAUGUUGGACAAACACUUUUUUGGUAUAGAAGCAGCUUGGGUGGAGUGACAGAAUGAUGUGUUUGAUCACCACUUGAUCAAUAGUCUGUGCUGAACAAUGUACAGCUGCCUUUUCUCAGAGAUAUUACGAUGCUUUUUAAGACAAAUUUCACUUAUUUUUAUUGACUCAGAACAGCUCUUUGGAUUUAGUUCUACUGCUUUAAGAAGACUCGUAAUAUAUAGUCUAACGAGAUUAUUAACAAUAUUUUAAAAGGUGUUUAUUUUUAUUAUAAAUUAGAUGAAACUUUCACAUUUAAAAGGAAUUAAACUUCAGUCUCACUGAUCAUGAGCUGGUAAUGAUAGAUUUAACUUCACUGCUAUGAGAAAUACACAAUCAGAUCUGUUGUUUAAACACUUCUAUUAACAAAAGUUGUCUUUAUCUUUUUUAUUUAAAAAGUAUUUUCACCAGAGAGAACAGUUUGUCCAUUAUUGAAGAAUAAUAAUAGUCCCGACUGAACGUGAAACAUGUUCAUGUUACAAAGCGUGUUAUUUCUUCAAUGCUUGCAUUAACCUACUAUUUAAAACCUGGAGGCCUUCUCUCUCUCUCUCUCUCUCUCUCUCUCUCUCUCUCUCUCUCUCUCUCUCUCUCUCUCUCUCUCUCUCUCUCUCUCUUUCUCAAUGUUAAACAGACUUAUUAAUAUAUAUUUCUGAACUUGUUUGCUUCAAGAACAAAAUGUCUUGUAUAUUCUUAUUUAAACAAAUGUGUGCCUUGCAGCGCUGUUUGUAUAUAAACAUGUAAUAAACUUUGUUAACUUUUA